UCCAAACAUUAGCAGCACCAUAGAGUUACAUUGACUUGGCUGCUAUUUUCCAAACUUCACGGCUCUGGUGUUUCUGUGGCCAUUUUACAGUUGGAGCCUCGAGAAAAACACCCUUCGCCUGGGCUUCAGCGUGAUAUUUAAAGAACAAUUGUUGAUUGCAAGUGACGUUGGGCAUCUAAUGCUGUAAACAAAUAGAAAGGAUCCGAGACUUGGAGGAGAGUCCGUGGAUCGGCAUGGACUAUGAGCGGAGCAGGGGUGGGCGAGGUGACCGUAUAGGUCGCUAUGGCAACACCUAUAAUGAUAACACCUUUCGCGAUAUGGACUACCGAGGUUAUGGCCAAGAGGAUGAGGAGGCAGGAGCGGGAUUUGAAGUCAGAACGGAGGGGGACGGACCAUAUGGCCAUGACAAGCAGUUACUGGGUGUCCAUGACUUCUCACCAGGUCGUCUCCAAGACCAUCUGGGGUUCCACCACAGAGGAGAUGGGCGAGGGGAAAUUGGGCAGGAGGAGAAAGGGCCUCUGUGGACCCCUAGAUCUCAGACACAGCCUGAUCUAAAUAUUUCCAAACUCCAGAGAGAGGAGGAGGGAGCCAGGCGGGAGUUUGAGCAAUUGCGGACUAGCCCACAUGAAAGGGGUCGAGGGAAAGGUGGAAGAGGCUUCCCUGAGGAUCGUAUCCCUCAUUCAGGGAAUAGAGAGAGAAACUGGAGUCGUGGUGGUGUUCAUUUGGAACAGACCGAUUUCACUACGACAAGAGAGGAGGACAGGUUCUCUCGUGGGGCGGUGAAGAGGAGGCCUUUUCCAGUGGGUUCAGAGGAGCAUGCUUGUGGGAGUGUUGGUCCAGACCUAUCCCUUGAGGAGCUGGAUCAGAGGGACCAGGACUACCGUGCAGAUUUAGACCACAAUCAGAGGCCCAGUAACAUCAUCAUGCUUCGCAUGCUGCCACUUAAUGCCACAGCCAAUGAGAUUCGGGCACAACUUCAGGAGCAGGGGAUCCAGCCAAGAGAGGUUCGCCUUAUGAGGAACAAAUCUUCAGGUCAGAGCCGAGGAUUCGCCUUCGUCGAGUUUAAUGUCAUACAGGAGGCCACCCGCUGGAUGGAGACCAACCAGGGAGUGCUGUUGAUUCUGGGACAGAGGGUGUCAAUGCACUACAGCGACCCAAAACCACGUGCCAACGAGGACUGGCUCUGCAACAAGUGUGGUGUGCAAAACUUUAAAAGGAGAGAGAAGUGCUUCAAAUGCAGCAUACCUAAAUCAGAGGCUGAGCUGAAGUUGCCCCAGUUGCAGAGGGAUUUGCCCAUUGGUCUUCAAACAGAGGGAGCCCAGGGCUUACUGCCUUUGCCUGUGCCCUACCAUUCUUCUGGUCCUCCUGUCACCCCAGGACAAACUACACAGCAGGCAGAUGUCGCCAAUGACACUCUGAUACUUAGAAACCUUGGCCCCCAUACUUCAGUGGAAGCCAUCUUAUCUGCUUUGGCUCCAUUUGCCACACUCUCCCCUUCCAACAUUCGCCUAAUCAAGGACAAGCACACACAUCUCAACAGGGGUUUUGCAUUUCUACAACUUUCUACCAUAGUGGAGGCGUCUCAGCUGCUUCAGAUCUUGCAGGCUCUCCAGCCAGCUCUCUCAAUUGAUGGCAAGUCUAUCGUAGUGGAGUUUGCCAAAGGCUCCAAACGUGAUGUGUUCCUGACGGAUGGUAGCAGAGUGAGUGCUGCUACUGUAGCCAGCACAGCUAUAGCUGCUGCACAGUGGGCUGUCACACAGACUGCUCAGAAUGGAUCUGGUGGAGGUCAGAGUGUAGAUACAGCAGUGUAUCAGCAGGGGACAGCAGUAACAUACAAUCAGGAAGGAAGUGAAUACUCUGGGCCAGACAGCACAAAUUUUAAGGCCCAGGCAGAUGCUAGAGUUGCUGUUUUACCCAGUGCAGGAGCAGCCCUGAUGGGGGUAUACAAAGUAGGAGCUGCCCCAGUUGCAAUUUCAUCAGAGGCAGUGAAAUCUGCCUCAGCGGUUGUGCAGCAGCCUCUCGCUCAUACACAGACAGCUGUCAUCACUACAGCUGUGACCACACCAGUCACACAGAUUGAGAUAGUGGGAAAACCACAGCCAGCUACCCCCAGCCAACCUGCUACCCCAGGCACUGAACAUGAGCUUCAGCAAUACCCUGUUCCAGAUGUGUCCACAUACCAGUAUGAUGAAAGCUCUGGCUACUACUACGACCCACUCACGGGACUCUACUAUGACCCAAACUCCCAGUACUACUACAACCCUCACACUCAGCAGUACAUGUACUGGGAUGGAGAGAAACAUACCUACAUUACUGCUGCUGCCAGCCAGUGUAACACUGAAGGUGCUCCCACAAGUGAUGGUACAGGCCCUUCAGACUCACUGUUUGCUACCCCUGGCAGCAAGGAGAAAAAAGACAAACCCAAAAGUAAAACUGCUCAACAGAUUGCCAAAGAUAUGGAACGCUGGGCUAAGAGUCUCAAUAGACAGAAAGAGAACAUGCGUUCUGGCUCCUCUUCCUCUGCCAUUGGCUCUUCAGCACUGCCCCCUGGUUACACUAGGGCACCUGGCCACAGUCACCUAGAUGAUCGCCGCGAAUCUGCUAGUGCUGAUGCAGGCUAUGCUGUUCUGGAGAAAAAGGGGGCACUGUCUGAACGGCCACAGACUUUUCUGGAUCAGAUCCGACAAAGCUCAGAACAUUCCCCUCCUCCACAGCAGGGUCUGGUCCCAGCCUACAGUGGAGAAACUGACAGUGAAGAAGAAGGAGGCGAGAAAGAUGAGAAGGAGGGGAGAAUGACAGACUGGGUGAAACUGGCCUGUCUGCUGUGCAGGCGACAGUUUCCCAGCAAGGAGGCUCUCAUCAGGCACCAGCAGCUCUCUGAGCUUCAUAAGCAAAAUUUGGAACAGAGAAGAACCCAGCAGGAAGCUCUAGGAAAAGAGAGACUUGCAGAUGGCCCCGAAGUUCCUGAUUCCAAAAAGAGGAAGUUUAGCCCUGUUGGUGGGAUCACAGGCAUGAGUCUUGGUGCCAGGAUGCUGCAGGGAGGUGUGAAAAAAGGACUUCUGCUCCGCAAUAUGCAAAUGGAGUGAGCCUUCUCUCUGAUACCCCAAAUUCCUGAUCCAGACAAGACAACGCCCAGUACACAGCACAUCACCAUUACCAUAAUAUGGAUGUCUAUAGAUAAACCUCUUAAUUUUGGUUUGACAUUACAAUUACCUCAACAGUGGUAAUACACUUCUAUGAACUCAUCCUGUAGCAAUGGACGUCAGGAUAUUGCACAGAAUGCGCCUUUUUUUUUUUGCUUUGUUCCCGAAUGAUGCAGUUUUGAGUUCUCUUCUUUUACAGCUUGUGUGUGGGAACCAUUUGCUAUUGUAAAAUGAAAGAUCAGUAGGUCUUUGUGGUAUUUUCUAAUAUUAAUGUCUAUGCACCAUAGAUUUUUUUUUUUAAAUGUAAAGCUAUAUGCCUUGUCAUUCAGUGAAUGAAUUCGAGGCAUGAACUGUGUAUACAUUUUAGAAGCGUUUUUUUUAUACUGCAGUGGGAGCUAGGAGACUGGCCCAAUGAUAUGGACAGGGCCAC
Molecule: messenger RNA, 3573 nt
Organism: Monopterus albus (swamp eel)
Lineage: Eukaryota; Metazoa; Chordata; Actinopteri; Synbranchiformes; Synbranchidae
Gene: rbm10
Product: RNA binding motif protein 10
Exons: 24
Coding region: 234-3086 (950 amino acids)
Biological process (GO): mRNA splicing, via spliceosome
Cellular component (GO): nucleus
Molecular function (GO): RNA binding
Source: RefSeq, a predicted model, not a curated record